This is a messenger RNA of Adineta ricciae, 267 nucleotides long. The record is from the annotation of a GenBank genome assembly. NCBI's taxonomy places the organism in Eukaryota, Metazoa, Rotifera, Eurotatoria, Adinetida, Adinetidae.
AUGUCGCGAUUGACCUAUACACUCUAUCAGCAAUUUACGAUGAACUAUUAUGAUGUCGAAAUUGAAACAAAAUUCUGCUCGUUAAAAGUCGAUGUUAACAUGUUUUUCAUUCGCUUUAUUUUCUGGCAAGAGCAACAAAGGCGACCAUGUGACAUUGAUUUCAUAACCACAUCAGAAGAAAAAUUCGAUUCUUGCAACAGUAACAAUGAGAAUUCUUAUCAUCAGUUGUGUGACAGUAAGUCAUUUGUUUUUAUGUUGACUUUGUGA